AUGCCGUCCAGUCCAAGUAAGAAGGCUGUCUUCAAGCUAGCGGCAGAAGAGAUCAACGACUUUGUGCAAAGGACUCCCUUUACGCGGAAGGAGAUUCUGAAGCUGCAUACCAAGUUUCAAGCCCUGAGUGCCGAGGGCCUGCACAGCCUAAGGGCAAAGGAGGUGAUGAACAUCGAGGAGAUGCGGGCAAACCCCUUUGCACCACGAAUAUGCGAGCUCUUCAGUGAGGAUGGCUCAGGAGACCUGACUUUUGAGAAGUUCCUCAACAUGAUGGCAGUCUUCAGCCACCGGACGGACCCGGAGAUCAAGAUGAUUUGGGCGUUUGCAAUCUGGGAUUUCGACGGCGACGAUGUCAUCGGACCAGCUGACAUCAAGAAGGGCCUGGACUUGAUGUGCAACGGGAAUUACAACCGCCAGGGCUACGCUUUGGAGCAGUCGUCGUCGCACCUUAGCGACGAGGAGCUGUCCAACAUCGUCCAACGGGUUUCUAGCGAGAUCGACCCGUACCACUGGGGCGUCAGCUACCACGACUUCCGGGGUGUGUUGUCACGAAUGCCAGACUUCAUAAGCAACUUCCGUAUUAGCAUCUGA
Klebsormidium nitens is the source of this 591-nucleotide messenger RNA. The record is from the annotation of a GenBank genome assembly. NCBI's taxonomy places the organism in Eukaryota, Viridiplantae, Streptophyta, Klebsormidiophyceae, Klebsormidiales, Klebsormidiaceae.